Molecule: messenger RNA, 1103 nt
Organism: Sitophilus oryzae (rice weevil)
Lineage: Eukaryota; Metazoa; Arthropoda; Insecta; Coleoptera; Curculionidae
Source: RefSeq, a predicted model, not a curated record
AAACGAUAGUGUGUUUCGAAUACGGGGUCGGUUCAAAAUUUAAUGUUCCCUUACAUUUAAUUUACUGGGAGGGACCCAUAACACGGAUGGCGUCUUCAAGGAACGAUCAAAUGAGAUGUUCACACUGUGAAAAGACUGUCAGAGUGAAUUCACCUUCAAUUUCAUGCUCUUCAUGUCUAUCAUGGUUUCAUAAGGGUUGUUCGGGUCUCACCAAUCCCGAAUUCAACAAACAAGCAUCAUUGUGGAAUAAAUCAAAGGCGACCACUUGGACAUGCCAACCCUGCAUGGACGAAACACUUCUACAAUCUGGUAGAAGAACAAACACGAAAACAAAAUCUCGUCGUUCCAUCGGCCCUGGGGCUGCUCUUCCCGAGGAUGUUCCUGAGAACGACCAAAUUUCACUUCGGGAUAUUAUGAACAAAUUAUUACAGAUUGAAUCUCAAUAUUCGGAUCUCCUUUCCAAAUAUAACGAACAAAUUAAAAUAAACGCUGAACUCAAUACAGAAAUCGCAGAAAUCAAAUGUCAACUUUCCGCUUGUAACGGUCCUGCUGCCACGUCCUCGGCUUCGAUGGCAACAGAUGAUUUGUUGAGAGAACUUCACGACCGGGAAAAGAGAAGAGGGAACUUUAUCAUAUUUGGACAACCAGAUUCUAACUCUGAAUCCAUAAGCGAUCAAGACAAAGUUACUGCACUGAAUGUAUUGAAUUCUACACUACCAAAUAACAGCGUUGAUCCAGUCAGCAUCAGGACCUUUCGUCUUGGAAAAUUUGCCCAGAAUAAAUCACGCCCUAUAAAGGUGAUUUGUGGUUCUCAAAUUUCUCAGAGAGUACUCUCAAAUUCUAAGAUUCUGAGGAACACACCAAACUUAUCCAGUCUAUCAAUCAGCUCCGACAAGACACCCAAGCAACUCCAAGAAUACAGAGAAACUAAACAACGCCUCAUUGAUAGACUAGCAGCCGGAGAAUCCAAUCUAAAAAUUAAAUAUGUUAAUGGCAGUCCAAGGAUCGUUAGUGUGGACGUGAAUCAUUUAAACUUCCAGGGAACGCAAAUAAUCAGUCCGGCUUAAACAUCGCCUACCAAAAUGUUCGUGGGUUGAACACUA